AUGGACGACAUUAGGUUAGCCUUAAUUUUGGAAAGUUCUGACAGAAAAAGCCACGGUCUUGGGGAAUUAAAGGCGCAUUCUUUAUAUGCAACAGUGCGUUGCAGUCCAUUUCAAUACAGCAGGAGAUCAGUACUUUGCAAGUCAGCUCUCUUCAAAGAUAAAAGAAAGAAGGUGCUAGCCAUGACUAUUGCAAAUGGAAAUAUUGAUGCUUCGUCAACUCCAACAAGACCCGAGGGAAAAUAUAAAGGAAUUAUAGUAUGUUGGUUUCUUGGACUUGGGUCUCUUGUCUCGUGGAACAGUAUGCUGACCAUAGGAGAUUACUACUAUAGUUUGUUCCCGAAAUAUCAUCCUUCAAGGGUACUUACUCUUGUUUAUCAACCAUUUGCACUUGGAACAAUGGCAAUACUAGCAUAUAAUGAGGCAAAGAUCAAUACUAGAAAGCGAAACAUGGUUGGUUACAUCCUCUUUACUGCAAGUACUCUCAUGCUUAUGGUUGUGGAUUUAGCCACAUCAGGAAGAGGAGGAAUUGGACCUUUCGUUGGCAUAUGUGCUAUUGUUGCUGGUUUCGGAGUUGCAGACGCUCAUGUUCAAGGUGGAAUGGUUGGAGACAUGGCUUUCAUGUGCCCUGAAUUCAUGCAGUCUUUCUUUGCUGGGUUGGCUGCAUCUGGAGCCCUGACCUCUGGUCUGAGAUUGAUCACAAAAGCAGCAUUUGAUAAAUCUAAAGAUGGUCCUCGCAAGGGUGUUAGUACGCUGCCAAUAGUAAAAUACUACCGCUCAAAGGCAGCCUCAGAAGGAUCAAAGACUGUUUCAGCUGAUCUUGCUGCUGCUGGCAUCCAAACACCAGCAAACCAACAAGCUGCUGAUGUUGCCAAACAUCCAGAGCGAUUGAGCAACAAACAACUAUUCUUCCAGAAUAUAGAUUAUGCACUUGACCUAUAUAUGAUAUACGUGUUGACAUUAUCGAUUUUCCCGGGGUUCUUGUAUGAAAAUACCGGUGAACACCAGUUGGGCACAUGGUAUCCUCUUGUUCUAAUUGCAAUGUACAAUGUGUUGGAUCUUAUAUCAAGAUACAUCCCUCUUGUUCCAUGGUUGAAGUUGGAGUCUAGGAAGGGCCUCGUGAUUGCAUGUCUCUCUCGUUUCCUACUCGUUCCUGCAUUCUACUUCACUGCAAAAUAUGGUGAUCAAGGAUGGAUGAUCUUUCUUGUUUCUUUCCUGGGGCUAACAAAUGGCUACCUCACUGUCUGUGUCCUUACAAUUGCUCCGAGAGGUUACAAGGGGCCAGAGGCAAAUGCUUUGGGAAAUUUGCUUGUGCUAUGCUUACUUGAGCUAGUCAUGACUAUUCCUAGUGGAAGUGGGAUGCCGACAAUGCUUCAGGGAAAAUAUAAAGCAAUAAUAGCUUGUUGGUUUCUUGGACUUGGAUCUCUUGUCUCAUGGAACAGUUUGCUAACCGUAGAAGAUUACUACUAUGACUUGUUCCCGAAAUACCAUCCUUCAAGGGUACUUACUCUUGUUUAUCAACCGUUUGCCCUUGGAACAAUGGCACUGCUGUCAUAUAAUGAGGCAAAGAUCAAUACUAGAAAAAGGAACAUAGCUGGAUACAUACUGUUUACUGCAAGUACUCUGAUGCUCAUAGUUGUGGAUUUAGUCACUUCAGGAAAAGGAGGAAUUGGACCUUAUAUUGGUAUAUGUGCAGUGGUUGCUGCUUUAGGAGUUGCAGAUGCUCAUGUUCAAGGUGGAAUGAUUGGAGACUUGUCUUUCAUGUGCCCUGAAUUCAUCCAGUCUUUCUUUGCUGGGUUGGCAGCAUCAGGGGCUCUGACUUCUGCUUUGAGACUACUAACAAAAGCAGUAUUUGAGAAGUCUAAAAAUGGUCUACGGAAGGGAGUUAUGUUAUUUUUGGGAAUAUCCAGUUUCUUGGAGUUUCUAUGUGUUCUUCUGUAUGCAUUUCUCUUUCCUAGACUGCCAAUAGUGAAGUACUAUCGUACGAAGGCAGCUUUGGAAGGAUCAAAGACUGUUUCAGCUGACCUUGCAGCUGCUGGCAUCCCAACACCAGAAAACCAUGAGUUUAGGGCACUCUUACAUGCUGCAGAAGAUGACAAAUACCCAGAACGGUUGAGUAAUAAACAACUAUUCGUCCAAAACAUAGAUUAUGCACUUGACCUGUUUCUGAUAUAUGUUUUGACACUAUCAAUUUUCCCGGGAUUCUUAUAUGAAGAUACUGGUAAACACCAGUUGGGCUCAUGGUAUUCUCUUGUCCUGGUUGCAAUGUUCAAUGUGUGGGAUCUUAUAUCAAGAUAUAUUCCCCUUGUGGAAUGCUUGAAGUUGGAGUCUAGAAAGGGUCUCAUGAUCGCAAGCCUUUCUCGUUUUCUGCUCAUUCCUGCGUUCUACUUCACAGCAAGAUAUGGAGAUCAGGGAUGGAUGAUCAUGCUAACAUCUUUCUUGGGAUUAACAAAUGGUUAUCUUUCAGUUUGUGUCCUGACAGAGGCGCCGAAAGGUUAUAAGGGGCCUGAACAAAAUGCAUUGGGGAAUUUGCUUGUGCUGUGCUUAUUUGUUGGCAUAUUUUCAGGGGUUGUCCUUGAUUGGCUGUGGCUCAUAGGCAAAUAA
Messenger RNA from Dovyalis caffra, 2601 nucleotides. NCBI's taxonomy places the organism in Eukaryota, Viridiplantae, Streptophyta, Magnoliopsida, Malpighiales, Salicaceae. The record is from the annotation of a GenBank genome assembly.